AUUGUUACCCAACGUUGAUGGCCGCAGCGCAGCGCCACCAAAGGUUUCGGUUGACGGUUGUGUUAUCACGAUUUUUACUUUUUAUCAUCGUCAAUUUGUGUCACUUGUAAUUUUCAUGCAUUUGUUCGCAAUUCGUCUGUCAGUUAGCAGUUAGCCAGUUAUCUCUUCGUUUACCUAUCACGAAUUUUAGAUACAUUUCACCCCAAUUCAAUGGAAUGCCAAACUCUUAGUUUCCCGGUCUUGUAAGUAAACUUCUAAACUAGUGGGAAAAGUGGAUGCAAACAAGUACCUAAGGGAGUUUCAGACUGGAGCUGGAUAUUAAAGCCACAUUUAUGCGAAAUUCUAGCAAAUUAAGCUUUCAAAACUGUAGUUGAUGACAUCUGUAGACAAUGAUUGAAGUCAUGAAUAGAGCAUGAUUCCAUAAAGUUGUGUAUGUGAUCAUCUGGGCGAUGCCAAUUGUUGAAUCUAUUCAUUGCACCAAAACAGUGAUCCUGAUUACUUAGUUGUGCUGCGUUGUCUCAAGAAUUAUCCAGCUCACCUGCAGAAUGAGCAACAUUAAGGACGAAUUGAACGAUUAUUUGCUCCAGAAUGGCUCUGGACAGAAAAGCUCCUUCAAUACAUCUUUUUCAAUGCCUCAAAUAGGACCAUGGUUUAAAAAGUCUGAAGUGAUCGAGGAUUCAGAAGGAUGGUUUGCUACAUACAGGAGGAAUGACUGCUGUCCUACUUUAAGUCGAUUGCAGCGACUUAUUGGAUUCUUUGUCUGUCUCUGUAUUGGUGGAAUUUGCUUCUUUGUAGCUCUGAUGCUUAUUCCAGUCCUACUGCUCAAAGCUCGCAAAUUUGCUCUACUGUUCAGUCUAGGAAGUCUAUUUUUCUUAUUUAGUUUUUCAUUUCUGUGGGGUCCACUGGCCCAUCUGCAAGGUCUGUGUGCCAGAGACAGACUACCAUUCUCCGCAGCCUAUGUGAGUACACUGUUGGCUACUCUCUACGGGGCUCUCUGGCUACAAAGUGCUGCUUUCACAGUCUUAAUGGCUGUUCUCCAAUUAAUUGCCUUAGUUUGGUUCCUAUUCACAGCUAUUCCUGGCGGUCAGUCAGGGUUGUCCUUCAUGACAAGACUGUUUUCAUCUGCUGUCACGCGGAGUGUCUCAAGAACUUUACCAGUGUGACCUGCUUAGAAGAAAACGAAGAAAUGUGAUCAUGUACAUAAAGUUUUCUUCCAUGAGCUGGUGGGUGCAAUUUUGUUUUAAUGUUCCUAUUUUUUGCCCUUUGAUUUUCUUCCUAAACUCAUAGGUUUAUGGACUUAUAUUUUUUAAAAGUUUGAAAAUACCUAGAACGACCUAAAACAAAUUUGUCUCUCAAAAUUUGAAUAAGAGACUCAUCAAUGUUGUUAUGUGAAUACAUGUAUUACUUUUCAGUGAAGCUAUCAAAUGGUAUAGAUUUGGAAUAAAUCAGAAUUAUUUCCGUCCCAGCAUGUGAUGAGUGAAUUAAACUUGUGUUUCUUACCAGUAAUUUUUGUUUAUAUUCCAAGGAGAAAUUAAGAUACAAAUGAGGAUACUUCCAAUUUUAGUAAAAUAAUGUUUACAUUUGAAUAAGAUUUUAUAAAGUGCGCCAUAAUUUCCAACACCACUGUAAAUUCAGAUAGCCAGAGCAUGGAAAAGAUAAGGAGGGGAAAAAAUUAAAAUAAGAGCAGACAAUGUGCAUCUAUGUUUGAGGUACAUCACCAGUAGAAGUAACACAGAAAAAAGUAAACAUUUUUCCAAGUGCUUGAUGUUUACUUUAAAAAAUCCUGAGCCCUCUUCUUCAAAAUAGCCAGGAUUCGAGCCAAGUAUUUUAAGACAUUUUUAUAGUGAGAUAAAAGGUCUGCCAUCUUGAAUCUUGUCUUCUCAGUGCAUGAUCUUGUGUUUUCAAUACCAAAAUGUGAAUAGCUGAUCCUCUAGCGCACUCUGAAAGUGCAGCAGCUUUCUUAUGCGAGGCCUCUAAUUCUGAGUGUUAAUGCAGACUUAUCGUUAAAAUCCAAGGUACACUUUACUACAGGUAUGGACAAAGGGGGUGCCGAAGUGGCAGCGCUGAGAAUAUACGCUAUCGAGUGACGUUGCAAGUCGUGCCAUCUUUAGUCAGGUUCUGUCAGAUCCUGGUAGUUUCAAUAAGCUAUCAGAUGAAUUUAAAAAAUUGAUAAAACUCCAAAUAAUGAAAAGCUUAACUAAGAACACGAAAAAAUAACACGAAAUUGAUGAGACCCACUCUCAGAACAGAAAAUAAACAAGUUUCCACUAUGGCAUCGCAUUCGUACCAUUGGACGCUGUCAAAUCCAAGCGUUUCGAUGAUUUUUUAAAAUUCCAUUUGUCUAUACCUGUAGUAGAGUGUACCUUGGUUAAAAUCGGGUGACAAAAUUCUUGGACAUCAAUGCAGCAAUUCUUCUGGUCUAACAAAUGUAGACCACUCUCAAGAGGAAAAUAUUAAUAUGACAAAAGGAGUUUCGUAGUUUCUAUUCUCUCUAAAUGAAAUACCUGACUGAUGAUUAAAUGUUCAGCUGCUCAUUGUCUAUGAUGCACUAGUAUUACUGAAAGUAGAAGAAGAACAAAUACUUACUAGGUAUUACUGAUCUCUCAGACAAAGUAUUGUCGGAUUCCAGCAUUUUAGCUUAAGUCACAAAUAUUGCAAAAAUGUAUGGAAGCAUUCAAGUCCCCUUGUCUCCCAAAUUUGUCCGUGCUUACAUUGGGUUGCAGUCUCAUUGUUGCAUUUUUGGACUAUUUAAAGUGAAUUAGAGUAUUUUUUCAAUUAGUAUUGGUAUUGGAUUUGUUUCUAUUUAUACAUUUUUUGAGUUUACAUUGACUGCUUUGACAAAGGUGACCUAAAAGUGGUUACUUGUCUGAAAAGUCUGUAAUUAAAUAUUUGGUAGUGAGAAAAUACUGGAUGAAGAAAAGCUAGGCAUUGAAAAUGUUAAUCUAGCAGCAGAGGUUUUGUCUGUUGCCAUAGUCCUGUAUUUGCAUAUGUAUGUAGGACCAUUUAGAAAAAGGACACAAAUGGAUGGCCAAAGUGCGAAAUCAUGUAUUUCCGUUUGUGACAUUGCAGUUUCUUUUCGCUUUUAAUUUUUUUUAGGGAAAAAUAAACAACAAAAUUUCUUGAAAGCUACCUUGGUUUUUCUUCUGUGCUAGCAGAAUAAUUAAUAUGAGUUUUAAGCCGUCAAGGCUUGUUUCUCCUUUAAGAUAUAAAGUAGGAGUUGAAAUUUUGAAGCACCGCAAGGGAGAUACAUGGUUUUGCACUUAAAUAUGCUGAGAUUUUGCAGAUUUCCAUGUUUCUUUGUCAAUUAGAGGCUUUUAAUUUUAUUUGUUUGUUCUCUAAAAAAUUCUAAUUUUAUGAGGUAAUUUUUUCAAAUAUUCUGUGCAUGGUGAAGCAAAAUUUAAUUGGAGUAGGAAAGUUGCACAAUCUUCGCAACUUUAGAUGAACAUGCUCCCUUUUUCCAAAAGAUCCUUCAUAUAAUGAGAACUUGAAAGUUCACUAUUGAUCGGCAAGACUGACACAUUUUUCUGGAGAAUCCAAUUUAAAUAAAAUAAUUUUCAUAAAACUCGUGAUUGGUAGUGAGUCAAAAUUAUGGCUGCAAACGAAUCUACUCAUAUAACACUUGCAUUCAUUAUAAUAUUGGCUCGAUUCUUUUUUUUUCUUUUUUUUUCUUUUUUUAUAUGGAACUAAAAAUAUCACUAUAACUUGAAUUUUCCAUAGAAGGAUAGCAAAUAGAAGCUCAUCAAAAUAACAUAUCAGUUUUUAGUAAAUUUUUCAUCACUUGCUCUUCGUGAUUUAUGCUUGAGCUUGGCAGGAGGUGAGUCACCGUCUACCUGCAAAAUUAACUUGUAAGCUUUGUGAUAUGUUUACUAUCGGUAUAUUUUGUAGUUAUUUAUUUGGGUAAUUAUUUUGUAACUUAUUUAAGUUUAUUAAUAAACACUAGAAAGUAAAAAGAAAACAAAA
This is a messenger RNA of Bemisia tabaci, 3960 nucleotides long. RefSeq lists its product as uncharacterized. The record is from RefSeq and is a predicted model, not a curated record. Gene Ontology annotation, biological process: vesicle-mediated transport. Lineage: Eukaryota; Metazoa; Arthropoda; Insecta; Hemiptera; Aleyrodidae. Gene Ontology annotation, cellular component: membrane.